CAGGGCACGUCUGAGACUCUGAGAUUCAGAGUUCAGGUAAACAGUCGACGGCACUACUCCUUAUCCAUUCCCACUCCAUAUACCACUGCACUUCUCCGCCUCCCGCUCCCGCUUAACGCCCCCCCACCCCCAAACGCGGUUGCGCUCCAGGAAGCAGCGAGCGCCAUGGCCUCCAUCCCGUGCACCAUCCAGCUCGCGACCAGUACGUCGUCGAGGCGGACGUCGCCGCGGGUGCCGCCGCAGGGGACGGCGCUGCUUGGCAGGGGCGCUGCGCGGAGGACGCAAGGGUGGCUGCGGCUGGGCGAGGCGGCGCCGGCGAGGGAGAGCGGCAGGGUGCGGUUCUUCAAGUUCGGGAACAAGGACGCCGAGGGCGCCGGCAUCUACGGCAGCCAGGCCCGGGACGACUUCGACCGCGACGACGUCGAGCAGUACUUCAACUACAUGGGGAUGCUGGCGGUGGAGGGCACCUACGACAAGAUGGAGGCGCUGCUGAGCCAGGGCACCCACCCGGUGGACAUCCUGCUCUUGCUCGCCGCGUCCGAGGGCGACGUGCCCAAGAUCGAGGAGCUGCUCAGGGCGGGGGCCAAGUGCGACGUCAAGGACCCCGACGAGAGGACGGCGCUCGAUCGGGCCACCAGCGAAGAGGUCAGGGACCUCAUCGCCGGCUUCGCGCCGGCCAACAAGGCAUGAUCGUCCAGUCUGAUCGUUCACGAGCAGGUCACGCCGGCCGAGAGUUCGUGUUUCAAGGUGUGUUACGCUGCGGCGGUUGAUAAGAGUUUAGCUGGGAGAUUCGUGAGCUCUGGAAGUUGCAGAUUUUUGUUGCUGAACCUGACGGAACUGAGGCACCCUGAAUUCGUAUUGGCUGAAUCAACUGAGGCAAUUCACAGUACGGCAAGGCUUUUGCCAAAUUUUUUUUUGCUUCAGCUUGCUAUGUGCUGCGACUAUGAACCAGUAUUUGCAGGGGCAUAUUUCAAUUUACACGACUCUUCCCAAUCUAAUGUAAUGUGGUGUAUCCGUAUCAAAAGUGUAAAAAUGCCAUCAUUUAACCAGAACAACCCGAGAAA
This is a messenger RNA of Brachypodium distachyon (stiff brome), 1064 nucleotides long. Its product is annotated as protein LHCP TRANSLOCATION DEFECT. Gene Ontology annotation, biological process: granum assembly; intracellular protein transport. The record is from RefSeq and is a predicted model, not a curated record. NCBI's taxonomy places the organism in Eukaryota, Viridiplantae, Streptophyta, Magnoliopsida, Poales, Poaceae. The coding region runs from base 166 to 690 and encodes 174 amino acids. Gene Ontology annotation, cellular component: chloroplast stroma; chloroplast envelope. The transcript has 2 exons.